CGUUGACAUCGAAGAGUUCAGUAGAAUAGUGUGAAGUAAAAGUUAAUUAAAAACAAAAAAUGUUCACAUCAAAAGUCUUCGUCUUUGCGAUGUUAUUAAUCAGCGUCAGCUGUAGAUACUUAAAUGAAGACCAAAGGCCGUAUCUAGUCAUUGAAGAUGAUGACAGCAUUAGAAUAUUUGCUUUGGAAGAUGAAGCUGAUGAUGAAGUGGAAGAAUUGCAUCCAGUUAGAGUUAGAAGACAAGCACAUGGCAACAUCAACACAAACCCAGAUGGAAGUUCUAACGUUGCUGCGAAGAUACCAAUAGCCCGAGGUGACAGUAAUGUUUUGAGCGCUAUAGGUUCAGUUAAUGCCGCUGACGGCAAGGGAGGAUUCGGCUCAGCUGGUGCUGGCUUGGCUUGGGAUAACAUUAAGGGCCAUGGAGCAACUUUAACCGGUAGCCGCAUCCCCGGGGUUGCCGAUCAGCUGACUGCAAGCGGCAAGGCUAACAUCUUCCACAACGACAAGCACGAUCUCACCGCCAGUGCAUUCGCCACAAGAACUUUCCCAGACAAACCGAACUUCCCUACUUUCGAUACUUAUGGCGGAAAAGUUGGAUACAUGUACAAUGACAAGAUCGGAGCAACCCUGGGAGCAGCACACACAGAUCUAUUCAAGAAGACCGACUACUCAGCAAUGGGUAACCUAAACCUGUUCAAGGAUCGCACCUCCUCCUUGGACUUGAACGCGGGCUGGAGCAAGUCCGUCUCCCCUUACUUACCCAGCAAUAGAUGGGAGCCCAGUGGUGGUAUUUCUUUCACCAGAUUCUUCUAAGCAAGAAGACUAAAGUAAUUAAGUGUUGUUUAUUGUAGAUUUUUUGUAAAUAAAUAGAUAUGUAGUUA
This is a messenger RNA of Papilio xuthus (Asian swallowtail), 880 nucleotides long. The record is from RefSeq and is a predicted model, not a curated record. NCBI's taxonomy places the organism in Eukaryota, Metazoa, Arthropoda, Insecta, Lepidoptera, Papilionidae.